CAGCGACGGGGGCGGCGUCGCCAAACGUUUUACGUUUUAAACAAGGAAGAAGGUUUAUUUAUUUUUGAGGAAACUGCGACGGAGGCGAAAAGACGAUCAUGGUCCAGCUGCAGCUCAGCUCUCUGGACCAGCUGGUUGAUUCGGGGUUCGGUCGUCCGUUUCCUCGUCACGGACUUCAGCUGCUCUUCUGGUUCGCCAAUGACUGCGUCACUGUUGAAUCUGCAGGCGUCAUGAAGCUGGUGUCCAACUGUCAGCCAGAAAACAGUUUGUUCGGUUUCCACGUGUUCAGAAACGUGGAGGAGCUGCUGCCGGCUCUGAAGAAACGCCGGAACAAGAAACAGGUUUCGUACUUUGAGGUGGGAAACCUGAACACUGAAACCUACCCGGCGUCCGCAGACCUUCCCGCCUAUGUCAGAGAGAAUUAUGGGCUGGAUGGUAACUAUGGCGAUGACAACAGCGACCGCAUCAUCAUCAGUUACCGGGCGAGGAGCCGGCUGGUGGAGGCGGUCUACGUCACCGAGCACGACGACGACGCCUUCGGGAGGUUCAGAGCCGACCGGACCUUCCAGAUCCACUGCGAUCUGAUCCGGGUCCUGCAGGACCAGCAGCUGGACAUGUCCUCGCUGCUCCACCAGAUGGGUUACUAUGACGACGUGCAGCAGCAGCCGUCGGUUCAGGAGGUGCUGGACGUGAUGCAGACCUUCAGCGGAGGUGAUUUCUUCUCUGGCUUCGACUGGUUCAUGGAACCAUUCAACUUCAACCAGAGGUGGACCUUCGACACGAUGCCCAGCAGCAGAGCCGUGAAGCCCAGGAGAAGCAGGACCAAGAAGAAGACCAGAGCAGUGACCAGGAGCUACCGGGAGCCCUACCAGGAGCCCUACCAGGAGCCCUACGGGAGCUACCAGGAGCCCUACCAGGAGCCCUACGGGAGCUACCAGGAGCCCUACAGGAGCUACCAGGAGCCCUACCAGGAGCCCUACAGGAUCUACCAGCAGCCCUACCAGGAGCCCUACAGGAUCUACCAGCAGCCCUACCGGGAGCCCUACAGGAGCUACUGGGAGCAGAUAUACCCAGUUUUUGCAGGAGAACCAAAGAAGAAGGACAGAGGAGGAGGAGGAGGAGGAGGACUGGGCCUGAUGAGGAUCCUCCUGGGAGCUGGAGCUCUUUACCUGGCCUUCAGGUGCUUCAGAUGGUGGAUGAGCAGCUGCUGGGAGUCGGACUGGAGGGAAGCCGUCCUCAGAGUGAAUCCAUGGAGGGUUGAGGGUGGCCGGCCGCCACACGUCAUGCUGGACUACGUCUUCUAGAUCAUCUUCUAGGUUAUACUUCUGAUGUCCUCAAACACUCAGGGAUUUUCCACUGGAAUGUAAUGAAGUUUUAAUGAUUUUUAUACAAAUUCAGACACUGAAGGCUCCACACCGUCUUCAGUCUGAAUGUUUUUAUUUAAAGUGAGUUAAACUUGGAACAUUUGAGCUCAAAGGUAGUUUUAGAGUCAGAGGGAAGUAUUCCUGAUAGAGAGGAUGGAGUUGUGCUGAGUUUUGCAUCGUUUUCUUCACACCAAUUGGAUCAAUAUGAAGCAGCUGCAGUCCUGGAACUUUAUCUUCUCAUUGAUCUGAACAUCUGGUCUCCAGUAGAAUGAUACAAACCAGCUGGAGGACGAUGGAAAUAUGGUGCAAAGACUGUCACUUUUCUGUCUGCUGUGAUAUUCCACCAACCAGAAAACGUUAUUGUUCACCCUGAGGGGCUGAUUUUCUCCUCUGUGGUCGGCACAGCGUGGAGUUUGGCGCCAUUCAGAGGCUUAAUUUAUGAGAAAAAUAAUGCUAUAGUUAAGUUUUUUGCAUUUAUGGGUAAUAUUUGAAGAUGCAUUGAGCAGGUUAAACCACUGGCACAAAGAAAUGAUGCAAAAAUCAACAAAACUCCAUCCUCUCUAUAUGCUUUUAAAAACUUUUUAACUCUUCAGACCAACAAUUUUACAUGUUUAACUUAAAAACAUACAUCAGCACAGAAAAAACAGACAAAUAUGAGAUGGUCAGGUGUGAAAUGUUUGAAAAAUGAGUCAAACUGAGGUGGAAUGAUCCUUAAUUUUUAGUUUGAGAGUGUUAAAACGCUCAAUCACAUUUUUUACUUCUGUUUUUUUUUUUUUACCACCAACUGCACUGAACUUAUUUUUGUCCAUUUUUAACUCAACGUAAUUAUUUGUCUGAAGUUUAACAUCAUGCAGGACUUGAAUUUACAACAUUUUCAUGAAUUCUUCAACCGUAUCACAAUAUAUAUAUGAAAGCAAAGUGACGUAUUACAUUAAGUUUUAUCAGUAUUUCACACUCAUUUCAAGAAAUUACCUCAAGAACUUGGAUUUCAUGAAAAGGUUCAUAAUUUUUCAUCAGUUUACCGCUAAACCAAGAAGUUCUAGUCGUUUUCUGUAAACAUGUGAAGCCAGUUUAGGAUAUUUAAACUUUACACGUCUUCUACUGUGCAGACGUUUACCAGAAAACCACAUUAUUCGUGAUUAAACUGUUAAUAAACAUCAGUUUUACUUCAACAUCCAGGAUCUGUGCUUUUAAUCCAGCUCUGCAUACAGAAAGUUGCACUAAUAGCGAUUAAAAAAAGACAGGAAGUGUAUUUUUAAAAGUCUGUGUGGCUGUUUAAAUGUCAUAUUUAGUCAGGGCAGGUUUAUUGUGCUUCAUAUGGUGCAUUAAAGUGACUAAAAACAGCAUAAAAUGUUUAAAAUAUUCAAAGAUAAACAAGUUUUUGCACAGUAGUUUAGGAAAAAGUCUCUUAAUGUGCAGAAUAAAUGUUCAUGAAUAAAGAACCAUGAGGAAAUCA
Messenger RNA from Acanthochromis polyacanthus (spiny chromis), 2820 nucleotides. RefSeq lists its product as uncharacterized. The record is from RefSeq and is a predicted model, not a curated record. The transcript is spliced from 5 exons. Lineage: Eukaryota; Metazoa; Chordata; Actinopteri; Pomacentridae. Bases 99 to 1304 code for a protein of 401 amino acids.